AUGAAAUUGACGGAGUUGAAUCCUAAGCAACAAGCCAACGCUAUUACAUUGAGAAAUGGCAAGGAGCUGAAAGAGACUGAAAUUGCAACUAAGAGGGCUGAAGAGUUGAUUGGAGCUGAGGAGAAGGAAGUGGAACAUGAAGCUGUAGCAAAUCCUCCCACUUUUCCAUCUUAUGAACCCACACCACCUUUUCCCGAAGCUUUGAAAGAAACAAAGAGUGUUCCUCGAUUUGCUAAAUUUUUGAAAGAACUGUGUACUAUAAAGAGGAAGCACAGGUUAGGAGGGAAGGAAAAAGUGAAAGUGAGUGCUCAUGUUUCUGCAGUUUUCCAAAAGAAACUUCCUGAAAAAUGUAGUGAUCCUGGUAUGUUUACUGUUCCAGUUACAAUAGGGGACACCACUUUUCAUAGAGCUAUGUUGGAUUUGGGUGCAUCAAUUAAUGUUAUUCCAUACUCCCUGUUUAAAUCUUUAAAACUUGGACCUUUACAUGGAACUGGGGUAGUGAUUCAGUUAGCGGAUAGGUCUAAUGUGUAUCCUAAGGGGGUGGUGGAAGAUGUGUUGGUUAAGGUUGAUGGUUUGAUUUUUCCUGCUGACUUUUAUGUGCUUGACAUGGAACAUGACAAACAAGCAGUCCCCAUCUUGUUAGGAAGACCUUUCUUGAAGACUGCUAAAACAAAAAUCGAUGUGUCUACCGGUUCCUUGACUAUGGAGGUUGAUGGGAAAGCAAUUGGGUAUAACAUUUAUGAUUCCAUAAAGUAUCCUGUCAACACUCAUUCUUUAUGUUCUCUUAAUGUUGUCGAUCCAAUGGUGCAUGAUGUUCCUAACAAUCAUCGUGGGGAUGAGUUCCUCACACCUAUAACUAAUGUUGUAUCUGGUGAUUUCUUGGAUUUCUCUAUGCCUACUAAUGUGCAGGUGAAGGUGGGGGAAUUGAAUGAACAUUCCAAGCUUCCACCUAUACCACCAGGUUCAACAAUCGGCCCGUCUGCAAUUCCGGGCAAGAAAUUGUCCCAUUUAUACCACAAAGCAAAGAAUAGGUUGUGGCAUGACAAGAUGAUUGCUAGGAAGAAGGUUAAAGUCGGUGAAAAAGUGGAGGCCUUGGGAGCAAUUUUUAUGCGCGAAACGCAGCAAAAACAGAGCAAAACAGAGACAAGGGGGGCCUUCCCUGCAGAAGCCGCUGGCAGCUGCUCUGCAGCCGCUACCAGCGGGUCUUCUUGCAGCCCAAACCCCUUUGUUUCUGUCCCAGCCGCUGGUAGCUGCUCCUGA
Chenopodium quinoa (quinoa) is the source of this 1260-nucleotide messenger RNA. RefSeq lists its product as uncharacterized. The coding region runs from base 1 to 1260 and encodes 419 amino acids. The transcript has 3 exons. The record is from RefSeq and is a predicted model, not a curated record. Lineage: Eukaryota; Viridiplantae; Streptophyta; Magnoliopsida; Caryophyllales; Amaranthaceae.